Molecule: messenger RNA, 633 nt
Organism: Coffea eugenioides
Lineage: Eukaryota; Viridiplantae; Streptophyta; Magnoliopsida; Gentianales; Rubiaceae
Exons: 1
Coding region: 1-633 (210 amino acids)
Biological process (GO): DNA integration
Molecular function (GO): nucleic acid binding
Source: RefSeq, a predicted model, not a curated record
AUGGAUGUGAUUGAAGCAAUUGAUCCUCCUGUUUCGAAUGGGCAUCGAUUCAUUCUAGUGAUGAUUGAAUAUUUCACCAAAUGGGUUGAAACUACAUCCUAUAAGCAUGUGACUAAGAAAGUGGUGUCAGAUUUUUUGAGAAAUAACAUCAUCUGUCGUUUUGACAUACCGGAGACAUUGAUCACCGAUAAUACUAAAAACCUCAAUAACGACAUGGUGGAUGGACUAUGUGAACAGUUUAAAGUCAGACAUCGAAAUUCUGCCAUUUACAGGCCUCAGAUGAAUGGAGCCAUUGAAGCCACAAAUAAGAAUUUGAAGAAAAUCAUUCGUAAGAUGACUAAAGCACACCGAGAUUGGCAUGAGAAGCUGCCUUAUGCAUUGAUGGCGUACAGAACUACUAUCAGGACUUCUACCGGAGUAACUCCUUACUCUCUUAUGUAUGGAAUGGAAGCAGUAUUGCCUGCAAAAGUUGAAAUUCCUUCCUUACACAUUUUAAUAGAAGUUCAGAUAGAAGAUGUUGAAUUGGUCAGAGAACACUAUGAGCAGUUGUCUCUAAUUGAUGAAAAAAGGUUGAAUGCCGUCUGUCAUGGACAAUGUUAUCAGCAACGAAUGGCUCGGAUUUACAACAAAUAG